AUGCGAGAAAUUGUCCAUCUAUCCAUCGGCCAGUGCGGUAACCAGAUCGGUUCUGCUUUCUGGCAGACCAUCUCCGGCGAGCACGGCAUCGGAGCCGACGGAGUCUACGGCGGCGAGGAGGAUAUUCAGCGAGAGCGACUCAACGUCUACUACAACGAGGCUGCUGCCAACAAGUACGUUCCCCGAGCCGUUCUUGUUGAUCUUGAGCCCGGCACCAUGGACGCUGUCAAGGGCGGUCCUUACGGGGAGCUUUUCCGACCUGAUAACUUUGUCUUUGGCCAGUCUUCCGCUGGUAACAACUGGGCCAAGGGUCACUACACUGAGGGCGCUGAGCUUGUCGACCAGGUUCUCGAUGUUGUGCGACGUGAGGCCGAGAACUGUGACUCGCUCCAGGGUUUCCAGAUCACGCACUCUCUGGGUGGAGGUACCGGUUCUGGUAUGGGUACCCUGAUGAUCGCCAAGAUCCGAGAGGAGUUCCCCGAGCGAAUGAUGGCCACUUUCUCCGUUGUCCCCUCGCCCAAGGUGUCCGACACAGUUGUCGAGCCCUACAACGCCACCCUGUCGGUCCACCAGCUGGUCGAGCACUCCGACGAGACCUUCUGUAUCGAUAACGAGGCCCUUUACGACAUUUGCAUGCGAACCCUGCAGCUGCCACACCCCGUCUACGGCGACCUCAACCACCUGGUCUCCUCUGUCAUGUCUGGUGUCACCACUUGUCUCCGAUACCCCGGCCAGCUCAACUCCGAUCUGCGAAAGCUCGCCGUCAACCUGGUGCCCUUCCCCCGACUCCAUUUCUUCAUGGUCGGCUACGCUCCUCUCACAUCUCUCAAGUCCGCUAACUUCCGAUCUCUGUCCGUCCCCGAGCUCACCCAGCAGAUGUUUGAUUCUCGAAACAUGAUGGCUGCUUCGGACCCCAAGCACGGCCGAUACCUGACCGCCGCCGCCUUCUUCCGAGGAAAGGUCUCCGUCAAGGAGGUUGAGGACCAGAUGCUGUCUGUCCAGACCCGAAACUCCAACUACUUUGUCGAGUGGAUCCCUCACAAUGUGCAGACUGCUGUGUGUUCCCAGCCACCCAAGGGUCUGCCCAUGUCCGGAACCUUUGUUGGAAACUCCACCUCUAUCCAGGAGCUGUUCAAGCGAGUCGGUGACCAGUUUUCAGCCAUGUUCCGACGAAAGGCCUUCUUGCACUGGUACACCAGCGAGGGUAUGGACGAGAUGGAAUUCAGCGAGGCUGAGUCUAACAUGAACGAUCUUGUCUGCGAAUACCAGCAGUACCAGGAGGCUCAGGUCGACGACGAAGAGGGCGAGUUCUACGACGAGCAGGACAUGAUGUAA
Yarrowia lipolytica CLIB122 is the source of this 1335-nucleotide messenger RNA. RefSeq names its product beta-tubulin. Gene Ontology annotation, cellular component: microtubule; cytoplasm. Lineage: Eukaryota; Fungi; Ascomycota; Dipodascomycetes; Dipodascales. Gene Ontology annotation, molecular function: GTPase activity; structural constituent of cytoskeleton; GTP binding. The record is from RefSeq and is a predicted model, not a curated record. Gene Ontology annotation, biological process: mitotic cell cycle; microtubule cytoskeleton organization.